AGAAACAUUACAGAUCCAGUUUCGGUCGCAAGAACUUGCAAUUGCAUAUAUGCUCUGCUCCAGCUGAGGCAGCGGGAUAUAGAGUUUCGGGAGUCGUCGAGUGAGCAGAGGCAGAGGUUACAGUCCGACAUUUCUAAAUUAGAGGCAAAGGUUGAAAGACUUGAUGCGCAAUUAGCUUCCAAAGAUCGAGAACUUGCUACAUUAACCCGAACGGAGGCUAAAGCUUCUGCAACUUUCAAAGCACAGAUUGAAAGAUUACAACAAGAGCGAGAUGAAUUUCAAAAAAUGGUUAUUGGACACCAGCAAGCACGGACUCAACAACUUCAUGAAAUGAAGAAAAAAGAGAAAGAUUACAUUAAGCUGCAGGAGAGGCUAAACCAGGUUUUGAUGGAGAAGAAGAAAGAAUCCCGUUCUGGAAUGGAGAUUAUGAAUUUACUUCAGAAAGAAGGACGUCAGCGGGGAACAUGGAAUGGAAAGAAAGCUGAUGGCGACUUUUAUAAGAUGAUUGUUGAUGCUUAUGAAGUGAAGAAGCAAGAACUUAUGGCAGAGAAUGCUGAUUUGCGGGCAUUGCUAAGAUCAAUGCAGAUGGAUAUGCGGGAUUUCUUAAAUGCUCCAAACGGGGAAUCACUUCAAAAUUUAUCUACUGAGGACAAGCAAGAAGUAGAACCUCAGUCCCCACUGGGCGGCAGGACUGAUGUCUUUGAUUUGCCUUUCCAUAUGGCUAGGGAUCAAAUUGAAGAGAGCUUACGAACUAAAAUGGCCUCAAUAAAGGCUCGGAUGUCUCAACUUCAAGAUGCUCAGAAGGGAGCUGAAGUCUCUUCAGAAGCAACAGAUCGGGAGCUUGAGCUUGAAGCUCAACUUGUUGAAGCUAGAAGUAUCAUUCAAGAGCAGGCUUCAAUCAUGUCAAAACAUUUCACAAAGUCUGAAAAUCCAAGAAGAUAGCCGAGGCAUCUAAAAGAUGAGAUGGUUCUGCUACAUUCAGAUGUGGUGAGGUCUACACAAAUCUCAUUUAUAACAAUCAGGGACCAUUUUGUAAUCGAUGGCGCGGGGCAAUUGACCUUCUUCAGUAUCUGACUUUUUUAGGAAAUUAUUUGUAAGGUAGAGUAUGCAGGUAUUCCUGUAACUAAUGUUGGAAGACCAACAGGACAGUUAAUUAGACCUGAAUAUUGUCUUAACAAA
This is a messenger RNA of Phalaenopsis equestris, 1179 nucleotides long. Its product is annotated as afadin- and alpha-actinin-binding protein. The record is from RefSeq and is a predicted model, not a curated record. The annotation marks the transcript as partial. Lineage: Eukaryota; Viridiplantae; Streptophyta; Magnoliopsida; Asparagales; Orchidaceae. The transcript has 14 exons.